AUGUCUGUUGUACGCUCAACAUAUCGACAAGUUCUUAAGCAUGCACAUAGGGCUUCUUUAAAAUAUAAAGAACCAGAAGAUCUCUGUUUCGCUAUGUAUGGACUUAUCUUGCGUAUGGAUGAUUUUAGAGCCGCUGGAUAUGGUCAAACACGUCAAGAAGUAAUUCGUUCACUCUUUACACGUUCAAGUAUUGCUGGUCUUGCAAGUGAUACUUCUUCUGCCCGCUUACUCGCUGGAUUUGAUGCCCUUCGUCGUCUUAGUGCUUUGGUCUCAGCUAAAGGAAAUGUUGAGCAUCAUCUUUUAAAAGAGCGUAAUAGAGAUACCGUAUUUCAACAGGGCUCUUCACCUGUUCAAAUAAAAGGUGGAUCUACUAAGGAUACUAGUAAAAAUGACGAGGGUGAAAAUGACAAAAAGAAUAAUAAAGAUGAAGAAGAAGAAGAUGAAGAUGAUGAUGACAUUGAUGAAGAUGUAACUGUUGCGAAGGGAACUGUUUUUAUUGAAAGUUCUUUGAGUCGUAAAGUGAAGAAGUUAUCCCGUCAUGUUGUUGUUUGUAAAGAUACACAAAAACUUCCUCCAUAUCGUUAUUUGAUGCCCCCAGAACCACUUUAUGCAAAGAAUACACGUGUUAGUUUUAGGUUUCCUCUUAUGGAAGAUGCAAUGCUUUGUAUGUCUUCUUCAGGAAAUACACAAAAUGAAGGACAUGAAUUAUUUGAUGUAGCAAAAAAGAAACUUACAAAAAAAGAAUAUCAGGAAAUAUGUAAUCAUAUUCCAACACGUACAGUAACUAUUACAGAUCACAUAGAAGUAGAACUUCGAACUGAACAUGUAUGUUCAAGAAAUCCAGAUGAAGAUACUGUUUAUGAUGAAAAUGAUGAUGAUAACAGGGAUUCUCAAUAUUCAUCAUCAUCUUCAUCUUCAUCUAGUAUUUCUAAUACCACUGGAAAUCCUGGUAAUACUACUACUAAUACUACUAGUACUAAUAUAGAUAGUAAUGGUGGUGGAAUGAUGACCAGUAAUAUGAAUAAGAAAGAACAUAUAUUUCGUUAUUUUGUUUUUAUUCGAAAUCAUGGUCUUUCUAGGAAUGAAAAAAAAUGGCAUGUUCAAUUAUUAUCACGACACUGGGUAUUUUUUGAUGAAGAGGUAGGACUUAUUGUAGAAGUUGUUGGACCUGGUGUAACGGGUAACUUCCCUUUACUCGCACCUGGAGAGUCCCACACUUAUGAAAGUGGUGCUAGUCUCUGUGGAGCUUCAGGUGUUAUGCGUGGUACCUUUCAGUUGAAUGCCUACAAUGAAGAGGGGGAAACGCGUUGUCUUGAUGUGCACAUUUCUCCAACUAGACUCAUUGUACGUAAAUCCACAAAAUGA
Molecule: messenger RNA, 1365 nt
Organism: Trypanosoma theileri
Lineage: Eukaryota; Euglenozoa; Kinetoplastea; Trypanosomatida; Trypanosomatidae
Exons: 1
Coding region: 1-1365 (454 amino acids)
Biological process (GO): error-free translesion synthesis
Cellular component (GO): nucleus; mitochondrial nucleoid
Source: RefSeq, a predicted model, not a curated record